GAACGUACAGCAGCAAGACCCUGCACAUGUAACAGAACUCACUACAUGUAAAACCCCCCAGAAUAACCGCAGACACCAUACAAGCUAUGGAGAAGCACCUUAGGGAACUCGGGACUUGAAGUGAGCUCAAGGAGUGCCGCAUCGAGUUCUCUUGCAGAAUCCUCGUACUGGCCCGAGUCGAGCAGACUUCUAGCAUAAGAAAGCGGAACGGAGAAGACGUUAUGAAGUCGAAGGGCAGGAGGCGAGAGGGAUCGCCACUGACCUCCUCGAAGAAGAGCGCCCACCGGAGGGCCUUCUUGAUCUCGUCGGCGCUCCAAGUAGCAGCGGCGCCGGACGAGGUGCGGCCGCCGGCAAGGACAAGGACGUCGACGAAACCCCGCACCAGACGGAGCACCUCCUCCAUGGUCACCGCCGGGUGCGCCCACCCCAUUUCCCGAGCCUCCUUCUCACGAUCCUGACUUCCGAAGGGACUAACGCGCAAGAAAUCCCGAACUUUUUACUUUGCACCCAGAACCCUAUACUUAUGCAUUUUAUUUUUUCUAUCACUCACUCGGUUCUAUGGUUCGCGCACCUCGCACUACAUACUAGCCUGAGGACCUGAAAAUUCAGCUGAAAUUGUUACAAGGGGUACUCGAAUAAUAGCCGCAAAACCCUAACCUUGGCACCGUAUAAACGAGCCAACCUGUCCACCCCGCGCCGCCGCCACUCCGCCGCUCCUCUCCGCUUCCAAGAUGUCGAAGCGAGGACGUGGAGGUUCUGCUGGUAACAAGUUCCGGAUGUCACUGGGUCUACCAGUGGCAGCCACUGUGAACUGUGCUGAUAACACUGGAGCCAAGAACCUUUACAUCAUUUCUGUGAAGGGAAUCAAGGGGCGCCUUAACAGGCUUCCUUCUGCCUGUGUUGGUGACAUGGUUAUGGCAACUGUGAAGAAGGGAAAGCCUGACCUUAGGAAGAAGGUGAUGCCAGCUGUCAUUGUGAGGCAGCGCAAGCCAUGGCGCCGAAAGGAUGGUGUCUACAUGUACUUUGAAGACAAUGCUGGAGUGAUUGUGAACCCAAAGGGAGAGAUGAAAGGCUCUGCCAUCACUGGACCCAUCGGAAAGGAGUGUGCUGAUCUGUGGCCUAGGAUUGCCAGCGCGGCAAAUGCGAUUGUCUAGUGGAAUCAGUUGAUCGAAAUUUACUUCAAAUAACAUUUGUUUGUGUUGCGAAUUGGGAAGAGAGUUUUUAGUUAGACGAGCUUUUGAUGGCCCUAAAGAUGUUUUCCCGGAUGAUGUUUGUGCUGCUGGACCGUUUCCUGUUAGCUUCGAUGGCAUCCUCCCCAUAUCGAUAAACUGUUGCUUAGCCUGACAAUCGGAAGAGUUUAAAUGUUAAAGAUUUGAUA
This is a messenger RNA of Zea mays, 1378 nucleotides long. Lineage: Eukaryota; Viridiplantae; Streptophyta; Magnoliopsida; Poales; Poaceae. The record is from RefSeq.